Onychostoma macrolepis is the source of this 762-nucleotide messenger RNA. It is a transcript of the gene trmt112, whose product is annotated as tRNA methyltransferase activator subunit 11-2. Gene Ontology annotation, biological process: rRNA (guanine-N7)-methylation; peptidyl-glutamine methylation; tRNA methylation. Gene Ontology annotation, molecular function: protein heterodimerization activity. The transcript has 4 exons. Bases 149 to 517 code for a protein of 122 amino acids. Lineage: Eukaryota; Metazoa; Chordata; Actinopteri; Cypriniformes; Cyprinidae. The record is from RefSeq and is a predicted model, not a curated record.
CCAAAUACACCGCGCUUUGUUUCUCAGGGUGCUUGUUUUAGAGGUUGCAUACAGUCAUCGCCAAAACGCAUGUGGUUGUUGUUUAUAACGUAACGCUUUUACAAUCAUUAAUCUUUGUUUCUGAAAUAUAUAGCCACAUACUGCCGAAAUGAAGCUGUUAACGCAUAACAUGUUAACAUCCCACGUGAAAGGCGUGACUAAAGGAUACCCACUUAUUAUCAAGGCAACAGAAGUGAAAGUGAAUGAGCUGGAGUUCAACUCUCAGUUUGUGAGCCGAAUGAUUCCUAAGCUGGAGUGGAGCGCAUUGAUCCAGGCAGCAGAAUGGCUUGGACAUUCUCAAGACCUGCCCAGCACUCUCAUACCAGACUAUGAAAACGAUGAGGAGUUCCUGCGUAAAGUUCACAGAAUACUUCUGGAGGUCGAGGUUUUAGAGGGAUGUUUACAGUGUCCUGAAUCUGGCAGAGAGUUCCCAAUCUCCAAAGGUGUUCCCAACAUGUUACUCAAUGAAGGCGAGUAGAUCAAGCUGCUACACGUGUCCCAGAAGAAAAGAUACUGAAUAUCAGAUCCACAUAUUUGGGGUGGCAUUUUAUUCAAAGGAUAAUGGAGAGAAACAUAAGACCAUAAUUCGCAAGUUAUUCUGAUUUAUACAGUCAUGUUCAGCUAACAUGUGGUUGCUUUGCAUAUGGUUGCUAUUGACUUUUUGUUGUUUCUGUCAUUGUAUAUUGUGCUUUGUAAAAUAUGACAUAAAUUUGUAUUGAUUAA